CUUAAAAUCAACUUUAUUAAAAUUAACAAUUAGUAAGUAGUUAAUUCUGAUUUAAAACAAUUUUUAUUCAAAGGUAGGUAUUUAAAGUAAAAUCACAAUCAAAUAACAUUCAACUUAAAAUUCUUCUGGGCUAAAUACCAUAAUAUAAUCUAAUUUACUCAUAAGUAAUCAGUUAAAAAGUUUAGGCAACAAAACAAUUCUGUAAAAAUAGGAAGUCGAUCUACUGGCUUCUCAGAAUACAGUAAGAAAAAUUUAUUUUAUUAUUUUUACAUGAAGAACUAUUGAGACAUUUUGAAGUGCAUAAAAUCUUACUUUUAAGACAUGAACACUUAACAAGUCGCAACACGUUUACUGCCAGCCCGCACUCCCCCUUCCCUUCUAUCGUAGCCCACUGAGUUUCUCGUCGGAUCUUCUCAGUGGGUCGCGUUUCCGAUCCGGUGGUAUAUUCUGCGGAGCACUGCUCUUACUAGGGCAGUGUUAGCAACACUCCGAUUUGAGCCCCGUGAGCUCACCCACACGUUAGGGUAAAGCUGAAAUAGCCUCUUAAGGCUAUCAGCAUAGGUAGGGAAAAAAAACCUGCUAUCGUUUUUUACACACUUUGCCGGCAGCGCAUUCGGUAUUGUAUAGAGUGCAUCUCUCUCUCUCUCUCUCUCUCUCUCUCUCUCUCUCUUCGAUCGGUUCCUCACUGCUGAGGAUCGUGACUCCGUCCGGUUCCGUCAACCAGCUGUCUCUAUCGAUCCUGUUUUGUAGCUUGGUGGAGAGCGCCGCUGACAGGUAUCCUCAAUUCCUCCGCUAUUUGGUCCGACCAUCGUUUGGGACCUCUACCCCUAGGCCUUUUUCCCUCUAUUUUACUGGUCACCACAAGGCGUUCCAAAUUGCUGGUAUUCCUGCGUGUAACAUGACCAAAAUACCGCAAUAUUCUUUGUAGGCAGGUUGUGAACAGACAUUGAGUCUUUUCUAUUUUUAACUGCCUGAGAAUAGAGAUGUUGGUGCAGCGGGCCGUCCAUGGUAUUCGGUAGCAUACGUCGCGUCGCCAGCACCACAUCUCAAAAGCGUAGAUUCUCUGCCUAUCUGCGGCUUUGAGUAUCUAGAAUGAAUAGAAUGCCUAGGCAGCAUAUAAAAUGAAAAAUAUUUCAUACAUUAGUUAUGUUAUUACAUUAGUCAUACGUUUUAGGUAUUCUAUACAUUGUCUAGGUAUUUUAUAGAAUACCGUAUUAUACAGAUUGCCGGUAACAUAUGUAUUGAUCGCGGAGUGAUCACUUUUUCCAUUCUAAAAGAUGUUGUGGGAUUGACGUUGGCACUUUAUUCUCAAGGCAAACAGCAUGCACGUUGUGUACCUACCCAAUGGGCUUUGGUAGCAUCACAACGUGUGGGCUUUCAACUCGUCCUCCCACCGCCACCUAAUAAAAGUCUCAAUAAUCCAGACAUUAAUAGUUCUUCUGUUGGCAAAAAUCAAAAUGAAUUUAGAAAAAAAUUAUCAGUGUAGGUAGUGAUAACGUGAAUCAAUCUGUUAACGGUACGUUUCCAUUAAUUUGAUCAUAUACAAAGGCGCCAUUCAGUCGCUGCGUAAUUAUAAGAUUGGUUCUGUGUAGGUACCUACAUACGUGUUUCGUAACAUUAUGAUUUUCGUGUUUUAGACCAGGGAUCCUCAAACUGUGCCACGGCAUUGGCGUGUACCAAAUUUUACGUUAGUAUAAUUACAGGUCCAAAUAAUAUAAUACUUUUUAUAUAGUAUUGUAGGUAAAUAGGUUUUAAACGAAUUUUUUUCUUUGUGCGCAGUCAAAUUUUGAUCUCGUUAAAAGUGUACCGCGACAAGAAAAGUUUGAGAAUCACUGUUUUAGAUUAAUUAGUUAGAGGGCAUCCAUUCAUUACGAGAGCUCAAAAUGGUGGUUUCUAGAAAGUUCUCAUCGCUUCUCCUUGUUCGUUGAAAAUCUCACGGAAAUUACGUAUUUAAUUGAAGCAAUAUCUUGUUGAUAUGGCCAAAUGUAGGCACGCACGGGUAGGUACCACGAUCUGACCAAUUUCUGCCGCGAGACAGGGAUGUUCACUUAUUAAUGAAAAAUGAAAUCAUAAAAAUAUAUGUAGGUAUCUCGUAUAGGUAUAGGCACAUUUCCUGUCACUGUAAUUUGUUGACAUAACCUUAUUAUUUACCUACGUCAUAAAUAAUAAAGCAUUUAAAAAAAAAGUAAUAAUUUACGUUUUGUUUUUUUAAAUCAUAUCAACAAUCUAGUGUGUACUUAUAACAUAUAAUUUUGUUUAACUGUGAUUUAGGCCGUCGAAAUUUCUCAGCGACAUUUAUUAAAAGCACUUUAUCUAUAUUUAAAUACUAUUAAUAAAUUAUGUCAAUAAUACAAAAGCAGCAAAGUUAUUACGAUUUUUGUUAACAAUAUUCUACAGAGUUAUAGGUACAUGAAAAGCGAUUUAACACUACUUCGAAUAAUGUAUCGUCCCACAGCAGUUGCAAGUGUUGCAACAUUGUCUAUCUAUCUACAGAUGUGCACACAACACCGCAUAUUCUAUUAGAGCACCUGCCCCACCUGGCUGUGCUAAAACCCGUUGUUAAAAAAAAUACUUUAAGAUUAUUCUAUACAAUACGAACGACAAAAUGGUCUUGAAAAACCAGACGAUGUUAGUUUUGGCAAUGCAAGGUAAAGGAGCCUUUGAAAUUCUUCCCCGGGGUGUCUUAUUUCGUAAAAAAAGGGAAACCUGGAAAGACGCCAUGGGAGCGAAACGUAAUGUUAAUAACUCACGCCUAAAUCACAAGCAAAAAUCUUAUUCGUUUGCCUGUCUUAAACAAACUCAGAUUUGUUUAUAUUUUACGAUAGGUACUUUUAUUUGGAUAAUUUAUACGCUUGAUACAUUAUGUAGGUUAGCUCUGAAUCGUGUCUAGGACUAGGCUGCUACACUCGCCACUCAGUCAGGUACCUAUCGAAGGGAUUUCGCCGACUUUCGUAAUCUUGUGGAAACUUGGGCCCGACGAAUGCCGCGACGAGCUGGCAACGUCGCACGCUCGACCGACGACCUCGUGUUAUCGCCACCCGCGGUGACGCGUUACACUGAAAAGGUCACCACUCGCUGCGACGCUUGCCACCGUCCUCCGCUGUCUUUGCCAUCUAAACAAUCACUGUUUCGACAUAGAACACCAUAAGCACACCUUCAAAAAGUAUUAUCUUGCGACGUGGUACUUUUGUGUGGUAUCUCGCUCGCGUUCCCCCUCCGCGCGGCUCCGCCUCCCCGGCUCAAGCGCCACCGCGCGGCCGGACCGCGCAACUUACACGUCGACUAUACAGCGUUGCCAUUCCGUAUCUAUAAUUUUGCUGCACGUAAAUUUUCGAGCAAAACAGUUCAAUGGACUUUUCGAAAACUACGAAAACGCGUCGUCAAACUUAAAAAGUUAUGUGUAACUCAGGGUAUUUUAGGUGAAUGUGUAUAACUAGUAGUUUUUGUUCUAUUUGUGUUAUUCUAGUGUUCGUUUCGUGUCGGUGCUUGUUGUCCGUGAACAAAGUCCCGUUCGGAGCAUCAACUAAGUUUUUCCAUUAAAAGGUUGCCGGUGCAGUGUGGUGCGGUGUUGUUGUGUGUGUCAGUGUGUGUGUGUGUCGAGGCGAGAGGGCGCGCGAGAUGGCGCGUAGCUAGCGAUCUGCAUCGUGCAGGCAUGCGCGCCGCCUAGCCAUGCCACCGGCCCGACGCCAAUGGCGCAGUACUCACAAAGGACACAGCCAAUGCACAGGCCCGGGCAGUCUGAUCACGGGCACAGCGGCGGCGCGCUGUCGUACGGCGGCAAGCCGGCGGGGACUGUGGUCGCGCCGCCGCAGCCCCGGCCUCCGCCCACAGCGCCCUACGCAUCGCAGCCCUAUCCGCCGGCACAGCUGCGACUGCACCAGCCUGGCUAUGGCUCCGCGGCGCUCUCAUACAGGGAUGGAAGCUACGCCCGAAGCGGUGGUGCGGUGGGAGAGUACCGCAGCGGGGGUCGAAUGUCCCUGCUCGGCGCCGCGUACCUCCCGCCCCCCGCGCCGGCGUCUCACCACCCGCCCCCUGCCGACCCUCCCCCCUUCAAGAAGAUCCGUCUUACAGCUGAACGUGCGCCCAUCACGCAGUUGACUCAUCACCUGCCCCUCAGGGUCGAUACUAGAGAACCGGUGAACACUUACAACACGGUCGAGGUGCUUUCGCCGAACCCGCCCUCGGAGACCUCCGGCGAGGACCAGACGCUCCGGACCACUAAAGAUGUUCUCCUUAAGCAAAUAUCUAAGGUGGAUCGAGAGAUGGCGCUGGUGGAGACAUCCCUUGCGAAGCUGAAGCGUAAACAGGAGGAACUGCAGCAGUCCGCCUCCAAACCAGCGAGGGCCGAGGAGCCCGAGGAAGCCCCCUCGCGGCAUCGGAGCCUCGCGCAGUGUAUAUACGCAGAGAACAGGAAAAAGGCGGCUGCCGCCCACGCCCAGCUGGACCACCUGGGCCCCCCCGUGCCGUACCCGCUGUACAACCAGCCCCAGGACACGGAGGUCUACCACGAGAACAUUAGGAAGCACAGAUUAUUUAGGAAAAGAUUGAUCGUACAUAUACGGAGAAUAAAGGCUGAGUCAGAAAAGAGAGAAGAUGUAUUAGCAGAUGAGUACACGAAGCGAGCGGCUGAGUGGGCGCGAAGGGUCGAAAGAAUCGAGCAGAGUCAAAAGAGGAAAGCGAAAGACGCGAAGAACAGGGAAUUCUUCGAGAAGGUGUUUCCCGAGCUGAGGAAGCAGCGCGAGGAACGCGAGAGGUUCCACCGGCUCGGAGCCAGGGUGAAGUCCGAGGCGGAGCUGGAGGAGUUGGCGGAUGGCUUGCACGAGCAGGAGCAUGAGGACAAGAAGAUGAGGGCGCUCACCGUGGUGCCGCCGCUCCGCCGGGACCCGCUCGACACCACGCCGAUCUACCUGGACACCAACACCUUGAUCCCGGGAAGGUGUCUCGACAUGAAGUCGGAGCACAAGGAGCUACAGCUCCGCAACAUCUGGUCGCAGAACGAGAGGGAGCUCUUCAGGGAGAAGUACCUUCAGCACCCCAAGAACUUCGGAACGAUAGCCUCGUUCUUACCCAGGAAGAAUGUCAGAGACUGCGUAAGAUUCUACUAUUUAUCGAAGAAGUCUGAGAACUACAAGCAGCUGCUGCGCAAGCCCCGGCAGCGUCGCUCGACGCGGAACCCGCAGCGCGCCGCCCCGGAGCCCGACCUGCCCGCCGGCGUCACCACGCGGUUGCAGCGCUCCCAGGGAGCUCGUUGUGCAGACGUGAAGGAACCGGCGAUGGAGGAAGGCGCGGGUGCGGUAUUGAUCCCGGAGCCCUCCGCCGUGCCGCUUCCGGCCGGUGCUGCGCCCUCACAGCCACUCAGUUAUGCGGCAAUCAGGGUCGAAUUAGCGAGAACGCCGCCUCUGCCGCCCUCCCCUCCGCCGGCUUCGUCGGCCCCCCUGGCGGUGACCACUUCAUCCUCGAUGCCGCUGACGAUAGCAUCGAUGGACAGCCCCUCCUCCAUCCCCAUACCGCCUACUUCGCCUCCCCCCACUGCAACGCUCAUCGAAAUACCGUUAUUGACGACGGCGGCCACGACCGAAACCACCAUCACGAUCACAGCUUUGAGUUCUGUACAGGAGUCGUCUCCGCCCAGCGCGCCUUCGCCGGUGUCUAUGCCGUCGCCAGCUUCGACACCCGUGUCUACGAGCCCGUCCACAAUCGCGCCAGUGUCGACGUCGUCUUCCUCCAUGACGACGACCGCGCCGAGCACGACCACCGUGGCCACGACGACGCCCCCCACCGUGGUCGUGUCGGCCGUGGUCACGUGCACGCCUUCCUCGACGCCGACGUCCGUGCUGGUCCCGGCGCCGGCGGUGACCGCGGUGGCGGCGGCGGGCCCGACCAGUGCACCCCCCACCCCGCAGCCGGCGAACCCUCCCACGCCAACACAACCCCCUCCAACCCCGGAGACAGCGGUUAUAGAGAGGAUAGGGACGCCUUCCACAUCGACGACUUCCACCACCACGAGCACCACGACGGUGACCGCGUCCUCGUCGAACUGCGCCGUCUGCAGCGCGCCAGGAGCCACCAGAACCGUCUCGAGGUCAAGGGCUGCUCACUACGGACUUAAGGAGGAGUCGGUAGGAUCUCGCGUGUGUGAGGCGUGUCACUGUCGCUGCGUGAGGUCGCGGUACACGCGGUGUCCGGUGCCCACGUGUCCCGGACCGCGCGUCAGAGCGAAACGGCUGCGCCACUUGCCACCGCGGUGGCACGACCUCGCCAUCGAACUCAAACGACCACUCAUGGAGGAAUUCCAGAUCCCGAGCGAGUUGAGCAAGUGCUGUUUGUCUUGCCUGAAACGUAUAACUCGGCGGCUGGAGGGCGCGGGCCCGGGCUGCGAGCCGGCCGAGGACGAGUUCAGGGGGUGGCUCCGCGAGCACGGCACCGCCUGGGAACAGAUCGCGGCCGUCAGCGGACGGACGCCCGCCGCCCUCAAGGCUUACUACUUCACCUACAGAAAAAAGCUGCAACUAGACGCAGUGGUGAGCGCCCGCAACAGCGCGAGCGCGGCCGCGCGGUCCACCAGCGAGGAGAGCGGCUCCUCCGAGUCCGAGGGCGCCGCGCCCCCCGCGCCCGCCCCCUGCGCCGCCCUGCCGCCCGCGCCCGCGCCCCGCACCGACGCCGCCGCCCCGCGCCGCCCGCGCAAGGACGAGUACGACUCCUCCGCCACCGAGACCGCGGACGAGGAGAACGACGCGCCCUCCGCCAAGGCCUUACCUUCAGCAUCGGUGUCGACGCCGGCGUGCUCCACGCCCUCCUCCAGCACGUCCACGGCGAGCCCCCUCACGCCGACCGCCCCCGCCACCACGGGCAACGUGACCACCUCGCCCAUCACCUCCAUAGCCACGAGCGUGCUGACCACGGCCGGCGGCUCGACCGUGCUCACACCGGUGAGCGGGCCCGGCGUGCUCAGCAGCACGGGCAGCGCGCUGCGGUCCACGGGCGCCGCCCCGCAGACCGUCAGGGACGUCGUGCUCAACAUCAUAGAGUUCAGUCUCACGAGGGAAUCGCAGCCUCCGCCCAUUAAAUCUCAUCAUCUUAAGACUCCGUCAUCGACGCCGAACAGAUCGAGCAACGACAGCCUGGCGACCCUCACGGUGGUGAACAGCAGUCACGGCGGCCACGGUGGGCACGGUGGUCACGGUGGUCACGGCGGCCACGGCAGCCCGUCGCCCCGCUCCCCGCGCCCCACGGCCACCAUCACGCCGGUGUCCGGGGACAAGGACGGCGUGGUGGUGCUCAUCGAGCCCCGCCCGGACUCGCUGCUGGACCUCACCGUCAAGAGGACCGACAGGAGGUCCGACCUCGCCUUCCCGACGCCUGCUAAGACGAACGCGUACAGAAAUUCCGAAUACGCUCAGUACAGAAGCGAAAGAGAAUCUCCUAAUCAAUACAGCACUAAGAAGGUCAUCAUGAACUCCAGUGUGAGAGCCCUGAAGAACGUGACAAAUCCGAAGGGGUCCAUCACCCUGGGCACGCCGGUCGAGACCAGAUACGAGCCCAAGGCCGGGUCCAUCACGGCCGGCACGCCCGUCCACCCGCACCACCUGCACGACAAGAAGUUCGACCAGUACUACAAGAGGCGGAGCCCCGGCGGCGCCGCCUACUACGCCGCUCAGCCUCGGCCGCAGUCGCCCUCGUUCUCGCAGUCCGGCAGCAGCUACGGCCGCAACCCUCACGUGCUGGAGCAGCGCUCGAUCAUAAUGGCGGACUUCAUCACCUCCCAGCAGAUGCACGCCGGGGCCAGGCGGGAGCGGGCCGACAGCGACUACCCCGCACAGCAUCCCGCCCAAACGCAACAUCCUGCUCAACAUCCUACCCAGCAUCCGGCUCAGCAUCCAGCUCAGCAUCCGAACCAACAUCCUGCCCAGCAUCCUGCCCAGCAUCCUACCCAGCAUCCUACCCAACACGCCGCCCCGCACUACUCGCGGCGGGAGCCCGUGUCCGUCAUCCAGCGUCACUCCGCGGGCCACGGGCUGUACCCUCACCACGCGCCGCCAGGGCACGAGGCGUUCACGUCGCUGGUGAACGUAGCGUCCGCGGCCACUGCGCUGCCCGUCCCGGGGGGCGAGCCCAAGCCCGACACCAAGACCCAGCACCACUCUUCGCACGACGUCAGAUUACGAGAACUGGGAAUGUCUCAGAAAUACCACACGAUGCCUCAAUAUCAGGUCAUUGACAGAAGAACGAAGCACCAACAAUAUACAAUGGAGAGGGAUAUCCAGAUGGCCAUGCAACAAAGGAGAGAUAGCGACCGAGCGAUGGAGAGGCACGAGGCUCAUCCCGCACACCCGCAGCUGCUGCACGAGCGACACCUGCUGCCGCACGCGCAGAACGUUUCGUCCCAAGAAAGUCGGCUGGUGACCUCCGGGACGUACAGCACCGCCAAGCACCGCGCGCAAACACCGCACUACCUCGACAGGAAAGACGUGCGUGCGGUAGUAUCGUCAGCGGGCUCGUUGUCGGCGGGGGUGGCGGGGGUGGCGGGCGUCCCGGGGGCGGGGGGCGUGGCCGGGGCGGCGGGGGCGGCGGGGGACCAGCGCUCCGGGACCCUCACCGCAGCCUCACUGAUCGACGCCAUCAUCACGCACCAAAUCAACCAGAGCUCGGACCAGCGAUUUCCGUCUGGGCGUGAGUGCGACAACGGCGCCCUGCCCCCCGUGGAGCGCGUGGGCGAGCGCGGGGGGGAGCGCGUGGGGGAGCGCGUGCUGGAGCGGGGGGGAGAGCGGGUGGGGGAGCGCGCGGGGGAGCGGGAGGAGCUGGCGGCUCACAAGACCAGCUUCAAGCUCGGCGACCUCGCCUCCAACAUCAUCACGCGGGACUACUGCAGCCCCGCCACCUCGCUCAUACACAAUCGAUUCCCGACGGUGUCCAGCUCCGAGGGGUACAGCCCGAGCGUGAGCUCCCACCUCAGCGUGUCCAGCUCCGUGGACGAGUGGAAGCGGCGGGACCCCCCCAACCACGCGCCCUACCUGGAGCCCGUCUCGCCGCCAGACAACCAUCAUACUAAUCAUCAUGCUAACCGAAGUAGCAGCAGUAGCAGCGCAGUGAGCGGCGUGGGCGGCGGGGGGGCCGGGGGCGCGGGGCGGCGCUACGGGGCGGGGGGCGCCUCCGGGAGCGGCGUCAUGACCGCCUUCGACUACGUGACGACGCGCAUCGUCGAGGUCAUGCGCAGCGACGCCGACAAGCUCACGUUCCCGGCGACGCCUUACGCCUACCCGUACUCCGCCCUCACGGUGGGCGAGGGCGGCGCUCCCGGGGCGCCCGCCCCCGCGCCCCCGCCCCCCGCGCCCGCCCCCGAGCCGGCGCCCCUCAUGUCGGCGCAGUACGAGCCGCUCUCGGACGAGGACUGACGGCCCCGCGCGCGCGCGCACCCCCCCACCGGGUAGCGCGCCGCCCCCCUCGUCCCUUGCAGUCUUCCACAGCCGAGACCGCGGUCUGCGGCUCCUAACGACGACGCGUUUCUCGAUUUUGAUGUGAACUUAUAACCCUUCGACGCCCGCCGCCACCGUCCCACGGGCGGGGUGCCGCCCCCCUGCCGGUUGGGGGGCCGCCCCCACCGGGCGAGGGCGGUGGCGGCGGCGGCCUUCGAUUCUCGACGCACGUUUUCGAAAACGUUGAACUGUUCAAAACAAACCUAUAAAUAGUGUACGCUCGGAUUAAGGUCUAGGAUGUAGCGAAACGGUAAAUUAUACAUAUGUAAAAGUACGGUUAUAAUGUAUAUGCAUUUGUAAUUAUACAGGAUAGAUAAGACUUACGUAUAGAGAUUUCUUUUUUUUUUGUUGUUGUUGUUGUUGUCGGCGGGCGGCGGGGGGGCGGGGAGGGGGGCGGCGCCGGACAACGAAACGUUUUGUAAAUUUUGUACACGUUAAUGUUUUAGUUUGAGCGAGCGCCCGCCCGGCCGCGCUCCCUAUGUGAUUUCUUUAUAAAAAUGUAAUGUAUAAUGUAAGUAGCCGAAAAGAUAAUCAUUGUAAAAACGGUCCGACCAUGCGAAAACGAAGUUUUGGGAGGACAGAUCAAUAAAUAAGAUGCGAAUCAUAA
This is a messenger RNA of Bombyx mori (domestic silkworm), 10080 nucleotides long. RefSeq names its product mucin-5AC (gene Smr). NCBI's taxonomy places the organism in Eukaryota, Metazoa, Arthropoda, Insecta, Lepidoptera, Bombycidae. The transcript is spliced from 31 exons. The record is from RefSeq and is a predicted model, not a curated record. Gene Ontology annotation, biological process: regulation of transcription by RNA polymerase II. Gene Ontology annotation, cellular component: chromatin. The coding region runs from base 3690 to 9392 and encodes 1900 amino acids.